Pygocentrus nattereri (red-bellied piranha) is the source of this 2959-nucleotide messenger RNA. RefSeq names its product ELAV like RNA binding protein 1b (gene elavl1b). The record is from RefSeq and is a predicted model, not a curated record. NCBI's taxonomy places the organism in Eukaryota, Metazoa, Chordata, Actinopteri, Characiformes, Serrasalmidae. The transcript is spliced from 8 exons. The coding region runs from base 187 to 1308 and encodes 373 amino acids. Gene Ontology annotation, molecular function: RNA binding. Gene Ontology annotation, cellular component: ribonucleoprotein complex.
CCCAACCUGCGCCAUCACCGGAGGAGGCAAGACACCCGAUCACAUCCGGUACCGAGGCGCGCCUGUGCUGUAUUACCGCGGGUGAAGAUAAUUCAGUCGAGCUCUUCUCUGCCUGGAAACAACGUGGAGUUGGUUGUCCAACGUUAAUAAUUUACGUGUUGGAAUUUGGUACUGAUCAGUAGCUACAUGGCUGUUAGAAGGGGACACAUAAGAUAUCUGAAGGUCUGUGAGGUGCAGAGUCAGGGUAAUGACCGAGACUCUCAGCAGCAUAGCAAGAGUGCCAGCUCACUGAAGCAGGAGGUUUACGACAUGCCUAACGGUUAUGAGGACCAUAUGGAAGAUGAGCCAAAAGAUGCCAAAACAAACCUCAUCGUCAAUUACCUGCCGCAGAACAUGUCGCAAGAUGAGCUGCGCAGUCUGUUCAGCAGCAUUGGCGAGGUGGAGUCAGCCAAACUUAUUCGGGACAAAAUGGGAGGCCACAGUUUAGGGUACGGAUUUGUUAACUAUGUUAACCCUAGUGAUGCAGAAAGGGCAAUCAGUACUCUCAAUGGGCUGAGACUACAGUCUAAAACUAUCAAGGUCUCUUAUGCCAGGCCGAGCUCUGACGCGAUCAAAGAUGCCAAUCUUUACAUUAGUGGUUUGCCGAAGUCCAUGACGCAGAAAGACGUGGAAGACAUGUUUACUCGCUUUGGACGCAUCAUAAACUCGAGGGUGCUUGUUGAUCAGGCUUCGGCUUCCGAUGUUUUUCCUGCGUUAGGCUUGUCGCGUGGUGUUGCCUUCAUUCGGUUCGAUAAGAGGGCUGAAGCAGAAGAUGCUAUCAAAGGUCUUAAUGGUCAGAAACCCCCUGGAGCCUCUGAACCAAUCACAGUGAAGUUUGCAGCAAACCCAAAUCAGGCAAAGAACACUCAGCUGCUGUCCCAGCUCUACCAUACUCAGUCUCGGCGCUUUGGAGGCCCUGUUCAUCACCAGGCUCAGAGGUUCAGGUUUUCACCAAUGAGUGUGGAUCAUAUGAGUGGUAUGUCUGGCAUGAGCACACCUGGCAACUCCACCUCUGGCUGGUGUAUUUUUGUCUAUAACCUGGGCCAGGACGCAGACGAGGGCAUUCUGUGGCAGAUGUUUGGCCCGUUCGGUGCCGUCACCAACGUCAAAGUCAUCCGUGACUUCAACACCAACAAAUGCAAAGGGUUUGGGUUUGUUACCAUGACAAACUAUGAAGAGGCAGCCAUGGCCAUCGCCAGUCUCAAUGGGUACCGCCUGGGGGACAAGAUCCUGCAAGUGUCGUUCAAAACCAGCAAGUCUCAUAAGUAAAAGGACAAAAGUAUUACUUUUGGGUUCUGAGAACUUAUAUUGUUUGUGGGUUUUUUUUGUUUGUUUGUUUUUGUUUUUUUGUUUUUUUUUCCACUCCUCAGCAUCCAACCUAACUUCUGUAAGUGUUGAAACAGUCUCCAUAAAAGUACUUGUGUAUUUUUGAUGUUUGAGUAAGUAGUAGUGUUGUCUGUCUUCGGGAUUAAACAGACCAGUUGAAAGGCGUGGAUGAUAUGGCCUAGAAAUGAUUACAGUAUGCUUAAAUGAUUUUUCACAGGUGUUUCACAGUAAGCAUAAUAUUGUGGAAAAGACCUGAAGACUAGAGCUCAUCAUUGUGGUCUCUAAUAGUGUUAGGUGUAUGUAGUUGGUCUUGUCUUGCUAAGACCUGGCUAAUAGUCAUGGUAAUUUAAUUACUCUGAUGCUAUGGAGCAUCAAAGACCAAGAAUAGACUUUAUAAAGGCUGUAUCACAAAUUUGUAAUAUUAGAAUAUUAAAAAUCCCAUAUAAUAUCAGAUGUCAUGGUUAUGUGUUUUGUUGCUGUUUCCUAUUUGUUGCUCAAUCAAGUUUCCAGUGAAAAUAUUUUCCCCCACAUUGUUUUUGUUUUGAGUGGUUAUUUUCCACCAAUGAUUGUUUGGCUAAUAGUUACACAAUGAAUGUCAUCUCUAUGGUUCCUUUAUCAAAUCAAUUACAUUUUCAAUGUAAAUGUGAUUCAGAAAAACUACAUUUUAGCGGUUUUCCCCAUCAGUCCUGGAAAAGACAUGAUCAGUGAAUUUGUUUUGGUUUUUAAAAUGUACAGGAGUAUAGACCACAUGCUCAGCUCUGUAAAUAUUCACUGAACCACACAUUUUCCUUACGUAACCUAUUUGAAGUGAUUUGAGUUUAAAGGACCAAAGAAAAGGAGAGUAUGCCUUAUUUUGCUGAUUUAUGAAAUAUCCCCCACCUCAUAUAAGGCUGUUUUGCUGUAUGAUACAGUUGUCUUUUUAUUUUGCAGUUAAGAUAUUAAAGUUUUUGCAUAAAAAAAUUAGUUUUUUUAAACAUUCUCUUCAGCCUGCAAAUGUAGCAAAUUAUUGGAAUGCAUUCUUUUCUAUUCCUUUGCUCCCUCAGUUUGGAAGACUUCAUAGUGUUCAGCCUUCCACAAAGUGGAAUUGGCUCUCACAAUGUUUCUGAAAGCAGACUGAUAAUGACAGCACUGUCAUUUUUUUCUCCCCGCUUUAUUUGGCAAAUGGAGAUCUUUUCUAUUUAUUUUUGGUCUGCAUUAUUUUAGUUUUGGCAUUAGGCAUUCAUUUGUUCAUUUAGUAAUGUAAUUAAAAUCUGAUUCUGUAAAUUGCAUUUAGCUGUUUUUGGGAGAGAAAUUCAGGCUGUCCUAAUGAAGUUAUUCUUAUGAACACCAUACAUAGAUUACUAAACAAUUUAUCAGUCUUGCAUUGGUUAGCAAGACACUAAGGUUUAUGCAGACAUGGGACAGCCUGUCUACUGUAAAUGCUACUCCUAUUUCUCCAUAUAUGCAUGUUCAUUUAAUGCUCUUUGUCAGUAACUUUGAGAUCAUGCAUCUUGUAUUUGUAUGUCAUGUGAUGCCCAUCAGAAUUAUAGUGAAGCUCUUGCAAAAUGGGUCUUUUAUGUAUUUACAAAUAAAUGCUGUUUUGUUGGAAAAUGUC